Exaiptasia diaphana is the source of this 2376-nucleotide messenger RNA. RefSeq lists its product as uncharacterized. The coding region runs from base 1 to 2376 and encodes 791 amino acids. The record is from RefSeq and is a predicted model, not a curated record. Lineage: Eukaryota; Metazoa; Cnidaria; Anthozoa; Actiniaria; Aiptasiidae. The transcript has 13 exons. Gene Ontology annotation, cellular component: sperm principal piece; CatSper complex; motile cilium.
AUGAUAAUUUUCCCCGGGAAUCGCCUCCUAGUGCGAUAUUUUUGUGGCCUUGUUGCAGUACUUCAAGCUUUCGUUUGCAUUUUCGUUGUGCUUGUCCAAACAUCGGGCAUACAUCCAGAAAACUGCACAUGGUUUGUCAAAAUAGUCGGUCGAGAGAACACUAGUGCGAUACAUUCGUCUAUUUCACCAGGUGGAAGUUAUUUUCUACGAGUACAAGUCCUCUGCAAUAACAAAAUCAAUUCUGAAGUGUCAAGGUACUUGGCCCUUCUUGGUGUAAUGCCMAAUGUCAACAUUGAAAGUGAAGUUAUYGUGCAAAAUGAAAAUGGCUUUCAUACAUCACAGUUUGUUGACACAAUAGAAACAGCAAUAGUAGACAUGGGCCAACAGGAAAAUUGCUAUUGUUUGAUGUCAAAAUCCAGGUGUUAUUGCGAUAGUAAUAUCCCAACAUGUGCAAGGAAUGGUCUUGAAAUUACAACAAACUGUUCUGACUGCAUGAMGUUGGAUUGUUCCUCAUCAAGUGAGUUGUGUAAYCCUGCCUGGYUGGCUCCUCUUUCACCAAGAGAAUGGGCCACWAGYCUGGAUGUAACCAUAGAUAGUUUUGGUGUUGGACCAUAUCUUGACUUGCCAAGCACCAUCUUCCAUGUUGAUGUUUUCCGUGACARCCAACAAARCAACAUCAUUGGAGMAAGGACAGCAAGUUUCCCUAAGGUUUCCAAGCCAGUGUAUUUGWAUUGUGUUGCCCAGCACUCCCCAGUGUGUGUAAUUACAAGUCUUCCCUUGUCAAAUGUGGCACUGUAUUCAAAUUCAGAGUUUGCAGCCAUGGAAAUCAUCCAGGUAUCAGACAUUUUCAAUGGCACAUCUGUAUGCAGUGAGMCCUACCCAUCUUUAGAUGUCAUCAAAGGUUCCAUAUCUAUGUUGGAUACUGUCAUCUUUAACACUCCUGUUGGUUUAAUAGAAGUGAAAGGAAGUUUAAAAUCUUCCCUACCAACAGACCAUGCAACAAAAAGUAACGUUUUGCGUCACUGCAUCAAACAUCUUGUUGGACCAGCAGCAGUGGCAUCACAAGYAACAACCAUCCUAGCCAUAGGUGAUAAACCGCAUCACAAUAAGAUAUUUACUGCUGAUAUAGUACCAGGUAUUGCCACUUUUAUUGUUUUUUCUUGGCUCUCAGUUGCGCGUGGGACAAGUGGGAUUUUCGGAGAAAAAAUCUUUGAAAUCGGUCCAUUUAAUUUGCACUUCACAGGAAAAUCUGUUGUUUUCCAAGASCUACUCGACUCUAACAACUCAGAUGUAUGCCAUUUUAUCAACGUCCAACUCAGUAUCGAUGUGAAGUCUUGUAGUGUUGUCACUGGUAGUGUUAAUAGUGAUGGUUCAGUCUUGGUGCUUCUUGAGAUCAUUGAUGCGCUAUCCUCUGCGCAGUAUCASAUCGUCAAGAUUGAAGGGUUAAAUGGCACAAGUCAAUGGGCAUUGGUCUACAGUAUUCCUACAAGACUCCCAGAUUCUCAUGAUCAUGAAGAAAACUCGUUUAUCCUUGAUCAAAGCUUCGAUGAUUCUAUCAAUUCUACCCAAAAACCCAUAUUGGUUGGCAUGUCACAUACAGCAAUCAUUGGUAAUGAUGUGUUUCUGUGGGGAAACAUGCURUUAUAUAGUCCCCAUGGAGGAUCAUCUCUACAAAGACUGACGUCAUUUCCGUCCAACUCCAACAUCACCUUAUUUACUUCCUGUUUCGAUGGCACAUACGCUUUCUUGACAGAYAGCAACGAGCUAUGGGUCGGGAUGGUCGGAACUACUCUGUUAUUGAAACUCGAGACCACACCCAACACCUGGAUGCAAAAUCCUYUGCUGGAUUCCCAUGACAACGCAACCKUGGUAACCAUGUUUUUUGACUCGUCAGGGACACUGCAACAGAUUGUAGCCAACACAGAAGAAAACUGCAUAUYCCGUCAACAAGUACCUCUCCAUGACAUCGUCACAUCACUAAACUACCACAAAUCAAGGMUCGAAAAYUGGAAACAAACCAACUUUUCGUCAUCUAACAACAAUUCCUGCCCUUCAACCUCAUCUGAAGAARCAACUAGUUUCCCCCUAAACUACGUAGAACGUAAAUGCCCGUAUGYCAAGAUGCGAACGCUUGCSUUACGCAGUGAACUGUUCAGUCGUAAGAUACAUACAGCUAGCAAACCCCCUCAGAUUCACAACGCCACGCUGCAGCAUUCCGCUAAAGAGCUUGCAGAACACUUUUCGAGAGGUUCAGAGUUUAAAGCUGUCGGUGAUAGAUAUGAYGAUGGACURCCUCGAGAGAUAUCACUGCAUCGCCUUGAAUCUUAUACCUUUGAGUURUACUUGCAUCUGGAUGGUCARGAUUCAAUAGGUUAG